AUGUCGUCCUCGCAAUUACCCGACCUCGGCCCUCGACCUCCUGGCUCAAGUUAUGCAGAACGCAGACUGCAAGGGCCGAUAUUGCCUCAAUUGUCUAUGAGUACUCCUUCACUGUCUUCCAAGUCUCGCACUUCCCAUGCCUGUGAUCGGUGCCGCUUGAUGCGCACCAAGUGCACGGGAGGCGAUCGUUGUGUCAAGUGCACCAAGGACGAUGCCGACUGCUCAUACGGAGACCGUAAGAGAGAGAGAAAUAAGAAAGAUCUGGUCGAGAGCCUCGAGCGAAUAGAUGUGUUAGAAGGGGAAAAUCAACAAUUGUUGAGUGCACUCCGAGCGCUGGCCACAAGUCCAAGCUUUCAGCCAUCGGAGCACGACAAUAUCGUUCAGAUUCUAUCAAAGUACUCGUCACAAGAGCAACAACAGGAAAGCCAGGGAAGCUCAAGCAGUUGGGCGCAAAGCAGGCCUAGCCCGACGAGGGAGAGCGUUCGACCGACCACUGGCACGGAUGAUACGACCGUACAUCUACAGGGGUCCCGCAAAGAUCAAAUCUCCGGAGAGCAUGGCGUCUCGUCAAAGGUUGGAUCCCCUGGUAGGCAAGAUGAGCUGGCCAUGGUCGUGAAUCUGGACUCUGGGAAAGGUGCCUCGGGAUAUGUAGGUAAAAUGUCAGAGAUCACUUGGAUCCAGCGGGCAUGGGAGCACUUAUCCGAUCCACCGCGUGGAGGCGACCGCGCAGUCCGCCCAGAAAUUGACCACCCAUUCUCAACGACGCAGGAUUGUAACUAUUUUAUGGACGAUCACAAUGUUUUAGCUAUCGAUGAAGAUCAUAUCGGUGAGAUCGAUCGGCCACCCCUCGAAACCGCCGUAAUACUAUCCGAAGCAUUCUUCCAUGCUUUGCAAGGUGCCUUUCAUUUCGUGGGCCGGGAUCAUUUCCUGACUACACUUCACUCUUUCCCACAACAGGAUGUACCACUCGAAUGGAGUCAGCGCCGCUGGCUUGCGCUAGCGAAUCUUGUGUGGGCUAUUGGCUCAAAGUGGCUGCAAAUGUCAAAGCUGGACCACAUUUACCGUUCUGACUCCCACCUGGUCUACUAUGCCAGAGCCAGGAGACUGGGACUCGACCACCGGAUUAUGUUUGAUCAUCCGGACAUUGAACGCGUCCAGGCGAUGGGUAUUCUUGCCUUCUACCUGUUCAUCAAUGGAUCAAUCGCCAGAUCAUGGAACACCCUGGGACAGGCUACACGCCACGCCACCGCACUUGGAAUGCAUCUCAGAAUAGGUGACCCUAGCACCAGAGAUGACGAGAAGGAUAGGCGGGCACGUACCUGGUAUUCUUUGUACAGUCUGGAAGUCCUCAUCGCUGAAGUAACAGGACGUCCGAAGUCAGUCUCGCUGUCAGAUGCGACAAUACCAAUGGAUGCUUUCCGCAACCUCGAUGAUCCAAGCGUCACGCCCUCGAGAAGGCUGAGCAGUUCGGAAUCUUCGUCGAAUUCCCGGAAGUUCUGGUUGGAUUUCUUGAACACAGAUAGAGACAUUCCACAAGGGAUGACUGGCGGUGUGAUUCCGUGGAAAAAUUUCGCCACCGUGGGACGAAACUCACCGGUCUCACAUUUUCCGCAAAGACUUCUUCUGUGUCGGCUGAGUGACAAAAUCGCAUCGGAGCUAUAUUCUGGACAUUCGGAGAUGUCAUGGGCGGAGAUUCAGCGAAAGAUUGGUGAACUCCAAACUGAGCUUCGACAUUGGGUUGAGAAUCUGCCUGAUGAUCUUGCCAUUCAAAGCAAGACUCCAACAGAUUCGGACCCAAGGGUUAAAAUUGAACUGUCGAUGUAUUAUCACAGUGUUCAGAUGAUACUGCAUAGACAUUGUCUAUGCGAAAUCGUCAUCGAAAAUGAAUCUGUACGAUCUCAGGAGUUUAAUCGCAGCUGCGCUCGAGCAUGCGUCCAUGCCGCCAUGUCCAUGUUGGCCGUAAUGCCAGACAAUCCGAGCGCGCACGAGGCAUAUCAACUACUCCCUUUCUGGGCUCUCCUUCAUUACAUAGCACAGGCUGCCGGGGUGUUGCUGCUGGAACUCUCACUUGAUAGUCAGCAUUUCCCCAAUGAAAGCAACGAGGUGGUCAAUUAUUUGCGCAAGGCAAUGGCGUAUCUUUGGUGUAUGACCGAGAAUUCCUUCUCGGCAUACCGAGCCUGGAGGAUACUCAGAAAGCUGCUGACUGACGUUACAGAGAGAUAUGAUGAUCUUUACGUCGAAGAUAUCCCGCAAGAGGCUCGGCAGCCUACUGGGUGGAUUGAAGAGGACGACGACGCUAGAGAACUUCCUUAUAUAACAUGA
Exophiala bonariae is the source of this 2322-nucleotide messenger RNA. RefSeq lists its product as uncharacterized. Gene Ontology annotation, molecular function: DNA-binding transcription factor activity, RNA polymerase II-specific; zinc ion binding; DNA binding. Gene Ontology annotation, biological process: DNA-templated transcription; regulation of DNA-templated transcription. The transcript has 4 exons. The coding region runs from base 1 to 2322 and encodes 773 amino acids. Lineage: Eukaryota; Fungi; Ascomycota; Eurotiomycetes; Chaetothyriales; Herpotrichiellaceae. The record is from RefSeq and is a predicted model, not a curated record.